AAGUUUGCGUUGGAGAAUCCAGAUGGCGGUCUUAGCCUCCGUCAAUGUGUCACACAUUCACCGCACUUGUCUCCCUUCUUUUCUUCAAACAUUUCUUCUUGGAUUGAAUUCAAAUUAGCCUCUGAAAAUGAAACUCCAGUGUCACACAUUGCUGCGAAGAGCACCACUAACUACUUUUCCUUUCAAUUCCACCUCUAAUGGCACCACCACAACCCUAACCCUCUCUGUCUUUCGAUGCCACCAAACUCAUCCUCAUCAACGCCUCAGAUUCAUUCCCGCUUACACCAAAACGGGACCCUCGCCACUUGUUGAUGUCAAUAACAACCAGGUACAACAACAACAACAACAACAAGAGCAAGAAGAUCUAGAGGCCCGCGUUGAGAAGAUUAUAUAUAGAUGCCGCUUCUUGGCUAUUUUUGGAGUGUUUGGUUCUUUAAUUGGAUCUUUCUUAUGUUUCAUCAAGGGUUCCACAAUUGUUGCAGAGUCGUUUACCUCAUACCUUAUAGACCGCACUAAAAUUAUCCAAAUGCUCAUAGAGGCUAUUGAUGUGUAUCUUUUAGGAACAGUGAUGCUGGUAUUUGGAAUGGGCCUCUAUGAGCUCUUUGUCAGUAAUCUUGGUAGUGCAAGCUCUCUGCCUGAUCAAGAUCCUUCUCACAGAUCAAAUCUCUUUGGCUUAUUCGUUCUUAAGGAGAGACCAAAAUGGUUGGAGAUAUCAACAGUGAAUGAACUGAAAACCAAGGUUGGGCAUGUCAUAGUGAUGCUUCUUCUGAUUGGUCUCUUUGACAAAAGUAAAAGAGCUGUUAUACAAACUCCUCUGGAUUUGCUAUGCUUCUGUGCUUCUGUUUUUCUUUCUUCUAGUUGCCUCUUCUUGCUGUCUAAGCUGAAUGAAGCUAAGUGAUUCUCAGUAGAUACAACUUUUCAGCUUCCACACUUGGGACAAAAAUAAAGGAUAUACAAAGUCAUACAUGUAUACAUGUAUGUCUACACUAUACUCAUAAGUAACAAAGUUAGGUGCCCUUGUCUUCACUGAUAUUAUGUAUAUAUAACUACAACUAUAUAUUAGUACAACUGUACGCAUAAGUGGUGUUUAAUAUAUGUAUGCAUUUCCACUA
Arachis stenosperma is the source of this 1112-nucleotide messenger RNA. RefSeq lists its product as uncharacterized. The record is from RefSeq and is a predicted model, not a curated record. The transcript has 5 exons. Bases 128 to 898 code for a protein of 256 amino acids. Lineage: Eukaryota; Viridiplantae; Streptophyta; Magnoliopsida; Fabales; Fabaceae.